AGAGAGAGAGUGAUUGAGAGAGAGAGAGAUAUAAAAAGAGAGAGCGAGUGAUUGAGAGAGAGAGAGAGAGAGGGAGUAAGAGAGAUAGAUAAAAAAGAGAGAGAGAGAUUGAGAGAGAUGAAAAGUUGUUCUGCUGAAAGUGUACGGAAGGAGGAAGUUGAGAGUUGUGAAUCAGAGAGAUUCAGAGACAGACAGCUGUUAUGAAGACAGACAGCUGUUAUGAAGACAGACAGGUGGUGUGAAGACAGACACAUACAGGUUGUGUGAAGACAGAGAUUAAACACAGUGAAACAGAAUGUAUAAAUUAAAUUAAAUAUGUGGUGAAAGAGGAGACUGGAAAACAACAAAAAGACAACAAGAGACGAGGAUCAGAGACGAGGACCAGAGACGAGGAUAAGAGAAGAGGAUCAGAGACGAGGAUCAGAGAAGUGGAUCAGAGACGAGGAUCAGAGACGAGGAUCAGAGAAGUGGAUCAGAGAAGAGGAUCAGAGACGAGGAUCAGAGACGAGGAUCAGAGAAGUGGAUCAGAGAAGUGGAUCAGAGAAGACGAUCAAGAUUGGUGGGGCUGACAACAGAGCAAGAGAUGAGAAAACACUGGGUCUACUUUCUUCUGGCCCUCGUGCUGAUACAUACAGGCAUAGCCGGCAGUGUGAUCGCUGUGUCUCACACACAGGACAGAGAGCAUCUGUCUAUUACCUGUCGUCUCCUGUCGGAGAUCGACACUGUAUCUCAGAUUAAUUGGGAGAUGAUCAGCAGUCACAACCAUACAACUACCAAACUGAAACUGGGCACCUUCCAUCCCGUGUUCGGUACCUACGUGGUCCCAGUGUACAACGACACUGUGAAGAUUCAAAGUAGUGCCUCCAGCCGUAGUUCCAGACUCGACCAGAAGGGAGGCGCUGUGGAGGAGGUCAGCCAACUCUGCUGUGUUUUCAUCACGUUUCCCUCUGGGGUCCUGGAGCACUGUACACAUACCCGGAUCAAUGAAAUCACUGCAGAGGCCCAGGAGUCAGAGGAUGCACAGCGGCUGCUAGGGGAAAGAACUUUGGAACAGUGGUCCCUGUUGGUAGGAGGCUCUACCAUCAGCAUCCUGGGCAUUGUGACCUCACUGUACUACUGCUGGAAGUACUGCGCCAGACAUUGCUGUCACAGGAGGCGAAUGUUUGAGGUAGAGGCGUAUCUGACAGAUCAACACACAGAAUCAGAAGGGGUCACAGAAGAGCCCCCCCAGCAACCCCCUCUUCCCUCACCCCCCCAGCCUCAGCCCCAGGGUUUUGACCCCUCCAAGCUCUAUGCUAAGAUCAAGCUGGACCUGCUGUAUGGACGGCUGUGGAAGGCCUACCAGGGGACGGCCACAACCUGGGGCCCCACAACACAGCACGGGCCACAACAAGGGCCACAGCACGGGCCACAACAAGGGCCACAGCAAGUGGCAGAGCCAGGGCCACAACAAGGGCCACAAAAGGUCUACUUCCUUCUGGGGGACAAUUGGGCAUCACAGAGGGAAGAACGGGAAGAAUCCGUUCUACAACUAGAACCAGAACAUCAACCACCAAUGACUGAGCCUGAAACUGAGCUAAUAACUAAACCAACCCUGGAUCCUGGGACACAGAUGGAGGAAAUGGAGUCGGACACCGGUUUAUGAGGGGAGUGUGUGUGUGUGUGUGUGUGCGUGUGUGUGUGUGUGUGUGUGUGUGUUGGGAUGAAUAAUGUAUUGUUGACAUUGGUUGAAUAACCCUGAAACUAUCUGUCAAUUAAUACGAUCAAUCUUUAUUGUCCCAGAGGGACAUUUAGUGUGAGAAUAUUAAAAUCAUCUGACCUUUUAAACAGAGUUAAGGGUUUAAUGACCUUUGGCUUUUUAAAGAGACCUGUUAUUACAAGGAGUGAGACAGUGUAUGUUUGUGGCUUUCUGUUAAAUAUAACUGAGUUAUACUGAUUCAUGACCAAUAUACAGUAUAUUCAAUAUUCUUAUGUUGUACUUAACAGUUUUUCUUAUUUUGCAACAAUAUAUUUCAUUUUUCUACUGUAGGCGUAUUACUGAAACCCUUUGAAUAUCCUUUUGCUGUAUACUUAAAAAUACUUUGUAUACUUUUAUUUCAAUAAAAAAAUCGGACCA
Molecule: messenger RNA, 2116 nt
Organism: Oncorhynchus masou masou (cherry salmon)
Lineage: Eukaryota; Metazoa; Chordata; Actinopteri; Salmoniformes; Salmonidae
Exons: 7
Coding region: 584-1645 (353 amino acids)
Biological process (GO): positive regulation of natural killer cell cytokine production; positive regulation of Fc receptor mediated stimulatory signaling pathway; positive regulation of mast cell activation
Cellular component (GO): external side of plasma membrane
Source: RefSeq, a predicted model, not a curated record